Coccomyxa subellipsoidea C-169 is the source of this 723-nucleotide messenger RNA. RefSeq lists its product as hypothetical. The record is from RefSeq and is a predicted model, not a curated record. Lineage: Eukaryota; Viridiplantae; Chlorophyta; Trebouxiophyceae; Coccomyxaceae. Gene Ontology annotation, biological process: regulation of DNA-templated transcription. The transcript has 5 exons. Gene Ontology annotation, molecular function: DNA-binding transcription factor activity. Bases 1 to 723 code for a protein of 240 amino acids.
AUGGCAGACCCCCGGGAGAAGAAUAGAAUCGCUCAGAAGGCAUACCGCCGACGACAAAAGGAAAGACACCAUGCCACGGCACGGCACGUAGAGGAGCUGUCUGAGAGGGUGGCUGCACUGGAGAUGGAGAGAGGUCAGCUCCAGAGAGCUCUAGAGACGGCCACCGGCGCCUCACAGGGGAGUCAGCCGGAGAGCAGCAGCCGGCCUCUGCAAGGGAGUGACAGCAUCGCAAUUUCCUUUCGAUUUGGAGAAGCCGCCACGCAGCUGCAGCUGACGCUAGGGGAACUCAGUGCCCUUCAGCCAGAUGCCCUGAAAGAUAUCUGGAAGAGUGUCAAAGACAUUGAGGAGCGGGAGGAGGGGGCGGUGACUAAUUUUGUACUAAUCAAUGACCUGAUGGAGCGGCUGCGCGCGAAUGUGCGCUCGCUGCAUGCAUGCACCUCCUUCUACGUCUCCUAUGCCUACGCAAGGGUACUGUCACCGGUUCAGCUAGCGCGCUUCCUGGUGGCUUCCUACCCCAUGGGACCAGACAUGCUGUCGCUCAUGACCUGCCUGGCCAAACAAGGCAACGAGCCGACCACAGAAGAACUGCUCAACGCCGCACGCCCCGGGAUGGCAUCCGGUUCGAAUUUGAAUUUGAAUUUGAAUGCACCCCUCUGCGAAGCGGGAGACUGGAGGCAGGCCCUUGUGCGGCCGCUGAGGGAGGUGCAUGGAAAGCCUGCAUGA